Knipowitschia caucasica is the source of this 261-nucleotide messenger RNA. NCBI's taxonomy places the organism in Eukaryota, Metazoa, Chordata, Actinopteri, Gobiiformes, Gobiidae. The record is from the annotation of a GenBank genome assembly.
AUGAGUGCAUCUUGGUUCGCCAAACUCAGGUACCACAGCCUCCGAACCGCCACCAGUUCAAGAUCCACCACCUGCAAAAACCCACUCCACGCUUAUGUCAUCUCUGAAGUGAAGCUGAGAUCCAAAACUGGCUUCUUGUUUAGGAAGAUAACGGUAAAAGCAAGGCCCGACACAGACCGCAGACAAGAGGCCAGUUUUGCGUCUCUGCUCCAGGAGAAACGAGGCCUGGGAUAUUUGAAUCUGGAGCUUUUUCCGCACUGA